AUGCGUCUCACUUUCAAAACUCUUGAUAACAAAAACCUUUCCCUGGAUGGAAUCAGCCCGGAUACGACGGUCGAAGAGCUGAAGCGUGAACUUGGAGGCAGGGAGGAGUUUCGCUGGGAUCCCGCACGCACUCAGGAAGCUCGUCUGAUUUUCGCUGGGCGAGUCCUUUCAGACCCAACACAAAAACUCGCGGACUGUGGCAUGCAAGAUGACGACUUCUUAGUGGUAAUGCCGCCGAGAGUGGCAACCCAGCGCUCGCGGAAAACGGCUUCUGUUUCGAGCGCUGAUGCACAGUUAAAGACGCCUCUCCAGGCCGGACUAGCCUCCGAGGCGACCGAUUCGGCAACAAUCGCCUCGGAGGCGAGCCGGGGCAUUCCCGCAGAUUCACCGCCAGCGUCCGUUUCUGCGAAGUCAAGUGGUGCCACACCUGCAGAAAGCGGUGCUCUCAGUCAAACUCCUCAAGUAGAAGGGACCACUACAAGUGGCAUCGCCUCCUCAGGGCUUGCGGUUGGCGAUGAGUAUUCUCUUUACAUGAAUCGAAUGCGUGAUAUGGGUUUCGAUGACGGAAGCAUCGAGAGAGCAAUGCGAGCAGCGCACUACAACCCGGAGCGUGCCAUAGAGUACCUUUGUAACGGUUUCCCGGCAAACACAGAGUCCCUGACAGAACCCUUGAACGAUGAAGCGAGGAGACCCGAACACCAAACUUUACCUGCACAGGCUGGAAUGGAUCAGACAAGUCGUCCUGCUGAAGCUGUGCAUCCUGAGUUGCAGCAGAGUCGGAGCGAGCUGGACAUCAUUCGCCGCUUGCCGCAUUUCGCUCUGCUCCGACGGGCAAUUCAGCAGGAUCCCUCGCAGAUCCAAUCCCUUCUGGCAGAGCUACGGCGAAUGAACCCCCGUCUCUUGGACAUUAUCCAAAGGAAUCAAGCCGAUUUUAUCAAUAUGCUGAAUGAACCUGUUACAGACGAGGAGGCAGGGCGCGAGAUGCGUCAGCUAAGAGAACUCGUUGCCCAACAGGGUCGUGGAAACAUGUAUGCGGGUGCAGAUGCACCAUCAAUGGAGCCAACGAAUGCUAUACGUAUAGAGGUAUCGCAGGAAGAGGCGGAGCAGUUGCGGCAGUUGGAGCAGAUGAUGGAACCGAUGGGCGUUUCGCGAGAUACUUGUCUCCAAGUUUGGCUUAGUUGUGAUCGGAAUACGGAAUUGGCCGCAAUGCAUCUGAUGGACAACUUGGAGGACUAUACGGCGGAGUAUGGGGCCGAGAGUGACACCGACGUUGGCGAUCACGGAGAGUCAUAA
Cyanidioschyzon merolae strain 10D is the source of this 1293-nucleotide messenger RNA. RefSeq names its product nucleotide excision repair protein yeast rad23/ human HHR23A homolog. Gene Ontology annotation, cellular component: cytosol; nucleoplasm. Gene Ontology annotation, biological process: proteasome-mediated ubiquitin-dependent protein catabolic process; nucleotide-excision repair. The record is from RefSeq and is a predicted model, not a curated record. Gene Ontology annotation, molecular function: ubiquitin binding; proteasome binding; damaged DNA binding. Bases 1 to 1293 code for a protein of 430 amino acids. NCBI's taxonomy places the organism in Eukaryota, Rhodophyta, Bangiophyceae, Cyanidiales, Cyanidiaceae. The transcript has a single exon.